UCAUCAGGAUCUUUUUAUAGAAACUGACCGAGUCUCGCAUUUUUACAAAUGCCACUUCUUCAAAUCCAGUCGAUGAUAUUCGCGCUCCCUCGUCUUACAGAGAACAUAGCUGUCUUUGGGCAGUUUCGAGGACGUUUGGCAUGGUUCAUUCGAGAGUCUGUCAAGACUUUUGGGAAACUUGUCAGCGAGGGUGGUGCUUGUCUGAUGGAUUUUUCUUUUGUUGUACUUUUUUAUAUCGACGUAGGUAGACGUUCAAUGAAGUUAUUCCCUUUUCCUAUGCCUUCUAUAAGCUGGAUUUAGUUAUGCAAGGUACUUGGUCUGACAUUCUCAAAGUCCUUUUUUGGUGCUCAAUACAUGGCUGUUGCGAUGAAAAUUAGCAGGAGCUCAGUUCCUUGAAAUAGAUAGCUCCGGAGUUCAAUAUGAUACUGUAUGUUGAUGGUAAUAACAGAGAAUUGUGUAAAAUUGCGAAGAGAAAUGGAGAACAGUCUCGAGCCUGUCAUAUUGAUACUUGACC
Lentinula edodes (shiitake mushroom) is the source of this 514-nucleotide messenger RNA. RefSeq lists its product as uncharacterized. The record is from RefSeq and is a predicted model, not a curated record. The transcript has a single exon. The coding region runs from base 49 to 300 and encodes 83 amino acids. NCBI's taxonomy places the organism in Eukaryota, Fungi, Basidiomycota, Agaricomycetes, Agaricales, Omphalotaceae.